Molecule: messenger RNA, 1265 nt
Organism: Adineta steineri
Lineage: Eukaryota; Metazoa; Rotifera; Eurotatoria; Adinetida; Adinetidae
Source: the annotation of a GenBank genome assembly
AUGAAUUUUCCAAAACUGAAUCCUUUAAAAUGUUCCUCAACGGUGAACUUGUUCUGUCCAAAGCCGUGUACGGUCGUUUGUCAAAAUGGUGGUCAAUGCACAGGUUCUAAUACUUGUACAUGUGCUACAGGAUGGAGUGGUGACACGUGUACACUUGCUAUAUGCUCAAGUGAUUGUCAGAAUGGUGGUACAUGUACAGCUCCUAAUACAUGUACAUGUACUAAUAAAUGGAGUGGUAACACGUGUACCACAGAACUGACAACGUCAUCAACAACAACAACGACGACGACAACCACAAAAACAACAACGAAAACAACUGCGAGAACAACCACGAAGACAACCACAAAAACAACAACGAGAACGACCACGGGGACAACCACAAAAACAACUACUAAAACAACAACAACUACAACAACAACUAAAUUAACAACCACAAUAACUACAACAACAACAACUACAACAACCACUACAACAACUACAACUACAACAACUACUACUACAACAACGACGACAACUACAACGACUACAACUACAACAACAACGACAACGACAACGACGACGACAACGACGACAACUACAACAACAGUAAAUCCAUGUAUAUCUGGCAGUUUCCUUUGGAAUAGAACUGGUACAACUGUAAUUAGUGGAGCACCAACAUAUAUAGCAGCAUCUGGUGUAUUUGUUGACUUACAUGAUAAUUUAUAUGCUGUGGAUGAGAACCGUAAUUAUGUUAUAUGGCAACUAUUGAAGAAUGCUAUAAAUGCAACAGUUAUAGCUGGAACUUAUCAGUCAUCAGGAUCGAGUAGUUCUCAAUUAAGUAAUCCUAAUGAUGUUUAUGUUGAUAAAUCUGGAAAUAUAUAUGUAGUUGAUACUAACAAUCAUCGAAUACAAAAAUUUAGUAGUGGAACAAACAUUGCUGUAACUAUAGCCGGUAUAAGCGGAUCAGCUGGAUCUGCAUUAAAUCAAUUCAAUCAACCACGAUAUUUUACUUUCGAUUUAACAGAGACAUAUUUGUAUGUCUGUGAUUAUAAUAAUCAACGAAUUUUACGUUUUUCAACAAAUUCAACUUCAGGUACUAAUGGAACUCUUGUUGCUGGUGGGACUGGAGUUCACGAUGUAACUACAUCAUUGGACUAUCCAUGGGGUAUUCAUUAUCUACCAUCGAUAAGUAGUGAUCUGUUUAUAGCAAAUAACGGUGGACAAUCAGUUAUGCGUUGGACCCCUGGUGUACCAAUGGAGAAAAUGCCAGCUGUAGCACCAGGAGU